AAUGUAUAAUAGUCUCCCUUUGUUACCGAUUUCUCAUUGAUUGUUUCAUAAACGACUGUUAAACGGGUGUAAUGUCUCUGUUUGACAAAAUAUAAAACAGCAAUGCAGAUUUGAUCAACUCAGUUUAUUAAAGUGGAUUUAUAAGUUCAAUUUGACAGAAGAACAUUUAAUUUUUUCUUCUUUUUUAUAGUUGGUAACAAUCUUGAGCAUGAAUUCCGACACAGCUAAGGUCCUGUUCAAGGAAGGUGCCAUGUUUGUUCUUCUUAACAUGCCGGAAGGUUCUGAGUUUGGUAUCGACUAUAACUCCUGGACUACUGGACCCAAAUUCAGAGGUGUUAAAAUGAUACCACCUGGCAUUCACUACAUAUAUUACAGCUCCAGUGGCAAGCCAGGCCUGUCUAACAACUGCUCAGUGAGAAGUGGGUUCUUCUGGAACUUCAGGCAGAGGGAGAUGGUGGUCAGGAAGUGGGACCCUCAGUUGGAAGAUAUAUCAUUGGACGCGGCUACACUGGAGGAUAAAGAGAGACUGGAGUGUAACCUACAGGAGCUGGACCAAUACUUGGGGCACUAUCCUUACGAAAACUACAAGAAGUGGAUAUCCCUGACGACCCACAUGAGUGAGGAUCUGUUGUCAAGGUUACAGCCCGAAUGUGGCACCAUCACCUCCGUCUCCCAGUUUGAGUCUCCAUCCAGCAACAGUGAGAGUCGCAGACUAGAGGCAGAGGAAGUCAAAAAAGCUGCAGACUCUUCUCCAAAGCCAGAGAAGAUUGGUAAACUUCCCAAGCUGACAGUGGUUCCUGGCACAGCUAUCCGGUUCACCAAGAUCCCUAAGCAGCGAUAUCCGGAAGGGGCCAGCCCUCAGGAGGUCACCAUCCACAGCAUUGACUCUACCUACAUACUGGAGUCCCUCCUCAAAUCAGAAUACACCAACAACAGCAAUGGAAUUCUGGGAGAAAUCCAGUUUGCCUUUAUCUGCUUUCUGGUUGGUCAGGUCUUUGAGGCGUUUGACCAAUGGAAAAAGCUGGUUCAUGUUUUGUGCAGUAGUGAAAAAGCAUUGAGCAGCUACACUGAUCUUUAUAUGAAUUUCAUCGCCAUGUUACACUUUCAAGUUCACGAAAUACCUGAAGACUUUUUUGUGGAUAUUGUGUCAUCCAGUAACUUCCUAACGACGACACUUCAGGAGUUUUUCUCCAAUCUUGAGGCAGGUAAUGGAGAUGCCAAACUUCGGGAUCGUGGUCUAAAGUUCCGGGACCAUCUUACCAAGAAGUUUAAGUGGGAUUUUACCACUGAGCCUGAUGAUUUUGCCCCAGUGAUUGUGGACUUGUAAAAUUGAACACCAUAUGAGUCGCAUUUUGGGAAAAGGUUAACCAGGAACGACACUUUGCCCCUGAAAUGGAUUUUCACUAGAAAGAAACUUCUUUAAAACGAAAAAUGCAGUUAAGCCGAAAGUGUUGUCCCUGAUUACCCAGGGACCUGUUUGUAUAGGUCCCUGGAUUACCUAUUGCAAACUGCACAGGCUAGUCUGGGAUGUCAUUUUACACAAAUGCAUUAAGCGUUUUCCAGAGUGAGGCUCAAAUGCUGAGUUUCAUAAGUCUCAGUGCUUUUUCUUACAUAGUUUAACUUUAUAAAAAGGAGCUUUAUUAUUAAGGUUCUCAUAAUUUUUACUGAGCUUUAUUAGCAGCAUGUUGAUGAAAUCUGAUUGUCAAUUGAUUCCUUAAAUUACAUUUGCUUUUAUAUCAGAUGUUCUUCUAAA
This is a messenger RNA of Dreissena polymorpha, 1753 nucleotides long. RefSeq names its product protein AAR2 homolog. The coding region runs from base 209 to 1327 and encodes 372 amino acids. NCBI's taxonomy places the organism in Eukaryota, Metazoa, Mollusca, Bivalvia, Myida, Dreissenidae. The record is from RefSeq and is a predicted model, not a curated record. The transcript is spliced from 6 exons. Gene Ontology annotation, biological process: spliceosomal tri-snRNP complex assembly.